CACGGCUCAAACGCUCUCUUUUCCUUCCCGCAGGAGCAGGGAGGUCUUUUCUUUCUGUGAAGAAUGGGAGACUAUGACGAAGACACGGCGUUCCUGGGGCAGACCGGCCCUUACUUCUGGACCACGUUCUUCCUCCUGAACACCGUGUUCGUCUCCACCGGAUUCAACGGCCUCUACAUCGUCUUCGUAGGGGCGGCCCCCAAACACCGCUGCCUGGUUCCCAACGUCAACCUGACGGCAGAGUGGGCGGAGGCCAUCAUCCCCCUCGCCGUGGUGGACGGCGCGGAGGUGCAGAGCCAGUGCAGCAGAUACAGGCUGGACGUGGUGAGGAACCUCUCCGCUGGAGGCUUUGCUCCCGGAAGAGACGUGAACCUCACGGACCUGCAGCAAGAGAGGUGUCUGGACGGAUGGCACUACAGCAAAGACGUGUACCCGUCCAACAUCGUCACCGAGGUCAGUGCGCGCGGGGGGGGGGGGGGGGGGGGAGAGGGGCGUCUUGUGAGAGGGGGUUCACGUCCUACUGUCUUGUUUUUAACAUGUUGGGUGUUCGGGGUCUUUUGCCAGUGGGACCUGGUCUGUGACGACCAGUGGAAAGUUCCCUUUGCGUCCUCGACCCUCUUUGUGGGAUACCUCUUCGGCUCCUUGAUCUCAGGACAUCUGUCUGACAGGUAUGGGAGGAAGAAGGUUGUGUUCAUCUCCCUCGCAGCCCAGUGUCUCUCCGUCCUGCUUCAGUCCUUCUCGCAGUCCUGGAGGAUGUUCUGCGUCAUGUUCCUCUUCGUCGGAGCCUCCCAGAUAUCCAUCUACAUUUCGGCCUUUGUGCUAGGGACGGAGAUUCUGAGUAAAACCAUGCGAGUGCUCUUCACGACUCUCGGGGCCUUCCUCUUCUACUGCAUCGGGUACAUGACGCUGCCCUGGAUCGCGUACGGAAUCCGGGACUGGAGGACUCUGCUCGCCGUCCUGUCCAUGACGGCCGUGGCGUACGUCCCACUGUGGUGGUUCAUCCCGGAGUCUCCUCGGUGGCUCGUCACUCAGGGACGACUGGAGGAGGCCGAGGCCAUUGUGAGGGACGCGGCGAGGAAAAAUAAGGUCGAAGCACCACCUGUAAUCUUCAAAGUCUGCGAGGGACUCUCCCCGAGCAGGAGGUACAGCAUGCUCGAUGUCCUGAAGUCCAAGAACAUCCGGUGCAUCACUCUCAUGUGUCUUGUGUUGUGGAUGGCGAUAAACAUUGGGUACUUUGGACUGUCCCUAAACACCUCCAACCUGAGCGGCGACCCCUUCAUGAACUGCUUCCUGUCGGCGGCGGCGGAGGUGCCGGCCUACGUGGUCUCCACCUGGCUGCUGAGGUCGUGUCCGAGGAAAGCCCUCCUGUCGUCGUUCCUCGUCAUCGGAGGAGGAGUUCUUCUUCUCAUCCAGUUCAUCCCCAACACCCUUCAGUACAUUGCUCUGGCGUUGGAAAUGAUCGGAAAGUUUGGCUUCACCAUGGCCUUCAGCAUCGUCUACAUCUACACGGCCGAGCUGUACCCCACGGUCAUCAGGAACGCCGGCAUGGGGAUGUGCUCCUCGGCCGCGCGCAUCGGCAGCAUCACGGCUCCUUACGUCAUCUAUCUGGGCACCUACAAUAAGGCUCUGCCUUACAUUCUCAUGGGGAGCCUCACAAUCGCCUCCUCCGUGGUGAACGUCUUCCUGCCGGAGACCCUCAACAGGGACCUUCCAGAAACAGUGGAGCAGAUGCAAGAAUGUCAGUGUUGUGCAAUGGCACCAAAACGAGUGAAUAGGUGAGUGGAAGACGAAGAAGGAGGAACCGAGCCGUUCAGUCUGAUGCAGACUUUCAAAGAGAGAACCAAACAAUCCAAAACAGGCACAGUGGCAUCAAAAGGUUCUUUUGAACGGACUGAUGUUUUUGAUCAUUUUUAUAAAACUCUUCAUUUCCUAGAUUAGAUUAUUCAAGGUUAUAUAUUUAGAAAUGUGGCAUUUUAAAAUGUGUGUAUUAAAUAAAAAUGUGUCUCUCAUGUUUGGCAUGUGAUUAAAGCAUGAACGUAUGAACCCUCCCA
This is a messenger RNA of Pungitius pungitius (ninespine stickleback), 2051 nucleotides long. It is a transcript of the gene slc22a5, whose product is annotated as solute carrier family 22 member 5. The coding region runs from base 64 to 1779 and encodes 571 amino acids. Lineage: Eukaryota; Metazoa; Chordata; Actinopteri; Perciformes; Gasterosteidae. Gene Ontology annotation, cellular component: membrane. Gene Ontology annotation, biological process: transmembrane transport; quaternary ammonium group transport. The transcript has 9 exons. Gene Ontology annotation, molecular function: quaternary ammonium group transmembrane transporter activity. The record is from RefSeq and is a predicted model, not a curated record.